Messenger RNA from Hibiscus syriacus, 1091 nucleotides. RefSeq names its product myb-related protein 306-like. The record is from RefSeq and is a predicted model, not a curated record. The transcript has 3 exons. The coding region runs from base 74 to 1006 and encodes 310 amino acids. Lineage: Eukaryota; Viridiplantae; Streptophyta; Magnoliopsida; Malvales; Malvaceae. Gene Ontology annotation, biological process: response to auxin.
ACCUCCCAAUAUAUCAUUAACUAAAAUCAACUGCAGAUUUCAAAAGAAAGAAAAAACAACCAACAAGCUGAUAAUGGGAAGACAACCUUGUUGCGACAAUGUUGGUGUUAAGAAAGGGCCAUGGACUCCUGAAGAAGAUAUCAUCCUGGUGUCUUAUAUUCAACAACAAGGUCCUGGGAAUUGGAGGGCUGUUCCCACCAAAACAGGGUUGCUUAGAUGUAGCAAGAGCUGCAGGCUUAGAUGGACUAAUUACUUAAGGCCUGGGAUUAAAAGGGGAAACUUUACAGAAAAUGAAGAGAAAAUGAUAAUCCACCUUCAAGCUCUUUUAGGCAACAGAUGGGCUGCAAUAGCAUCUUACCUUCCUCAAAGAACAGACAAUGACAUUAAAAACUACUGGAACACUCAUUUGAAGAAGAAGCUGAAGAAGCUCCAAGGCAACGAAGGCUGUUCCAGAGAUGGGUUUUCAUCUUCAUCAUCAACAUACCAGAUUUCUAGAGGCCAAUGGGAGAGAAAGUUGCAGGCUGAUAUUCACAUGGCUAAAAAAGCUUUAUCUGAUGCAUUAUCCCCAGAGAAAUCAAGUCGUUCAGCUGAGUUUGUACCUUUUAAUGGCACCACAUCUUAUGUCAAACCAAGUGGAUAUGCUUCAAGCACAGAAAACAUAGCCAAGUUGUUGAAAGGAUGGAUGAGAAAUCCCUUGAAAAUGGCUGGUUCUGCAGAUUCUAGUGAAGAAGGUACUGAUUCAAUGAUGGAAGACAAGAACAGUAAAGAGAUGACUGAGGGUUUUCAAUCAGUUUUAGGGUUUGAAUCUUUAGAUUAUUCCAUUUGUAAUAUCUCACAGUCCAUGUCACCAGAGGCAAGCCUUUCACAAGAUGAAAGUAAGCCAACUCUUAGAGCCCAAACCCAACUUUCAUUGCUUGAGGAAUGGCUUUUCGAUGAAGGUGUAAAUCAAGGCAAAGAUUACCAACUUUGUGAUUUGGGAUUAGAAGAAAAUUUUAAUUUUUUCUAAGGGGAAGGAGGAGUCUUUUGUUUUAAAUGGCUUCUUUGGGAUAAUACUUUGUAUUUUGGGAUUAGGUUUUGUUAAAUGAAGAAAU